AUGGCGGAAACCUGUGCUAAACGGGCCGCCGAUACAGAAGAGGCAUCCUUUGAUGAGAGCAACAGCAAGCGAAGGAAGAAGAGCAAUGGUAAAACCAAUGGAAGUCACCAGGGCCCCAAACUUCGAGAAUGUGCAAAGUGCCACUCCUCGAAGGAUCCGUCUGCGUUUUCUCCUCGGCAGCGAAAAAAGGGCGCUGAAGCCAAGUGCCGUAGUUGUAUCGAGGGCGAAAAUCCCAGUACCGGUAGUACACAACAAAACAAGCCAUCAGGAAGGCCCUUGCUACAAUGCCAUGGUUGCUUCAACCUGAAGCAUCGCACCAAAUCUUUCAGUGCCGAAGAGUUGGCCAAGGGAAGCGCCGCCCAAUGCCAUGGUUGUGUGAAGAUUGCCCAAGGCCUAGAAAAGCUGAAGGUUCUCAAGCAAUGUUCUCGUUGUUGUAACCAAUUCAAAUUAGCCGACUUUCCCAAGAGCGAACGUGAAAAACAAGAGGGACCCUUGUGCAAUGGGUGUUGGCAUAAAACCCAAAUCCCCACAAAGCGAUGUAACGGUUGCUAUGCGUACCUCAAGCUCAAUAGGUUUUCAUCCUAUCAAAAAUCGAAGUGCCUUGAUUGUGAAUGGGAGCCCAUUGAUGAUCGGCACAUUGUCAGUCGAAUUAUCGAGGGAUUGGAGCCCAGAGAAUGCCAAGUAUGUCAUCAAUUCAUGGGAAGCUCGGGUUUCUCGUUUUAUCGAUGGAUGGACACCCCCGUUUCGGCUAAAAUUUCGUGUCUCGAGUGUCUGUCUCCAGAAGAAGAAGAACAGCAGCAAAGAGAUGCCAACUGGAAAUUGGCCAAACAAAUGGCAAUUGCUUAUGGCAUCAAGUUUGGCGCCAUGAAUUACAAAUAUCCCAAUGCAAUCCACUUUAAGAGUACAUUUGGGUCGGAGCCUCCCGAGAGCCUUGAAGGCACGUAUCAGAUCAUUUUCUGUACUGGGUGGAUUUCGAAGAACCGGACCAAUCCCGGAACCUUUACCCUUGAAAAGGUGGAGGACAAUGAUGGAACACCGUCUUAUUUGGGUCGCGUGGAGUUUCGGUCGCAGCAGGGCGCUACUGCGCUUCAUGGAAACAACUAUGCAAUCAGCAAUACUUCGAUGAAUGCCCGAGAUCGCGUCAAGGUGUCAAGGCGCCGCAAGUAUCCCUGGAAGAUGAAGUUUGUGCUUGACCCAGACAGUUCCAAUAAGUUCGGAGACUUUGAAGUCGUGACAUCCAAACUAUGGGUGAUUUCCAAACGACUUGCGCUGCCUUGGAUCCCGACGGUGAAGGGCUCUAAGGAACUCAGUUUUGACUACGACAAGCAAGUGAAGUUUGAUUCUCUGGAAGAGGCCGAGAAGUUACACCGGUGGCACCAAAAUCGCUAUUCGAAUUCUUGGAUUGUGAAUCAUUUGCCGCCCUUGACACCCGAUAUUGCCCAGCACAUUCUGGAAUAUGUGACUGUAUGGAGUCCUCCACCCGUGCUCUUUUUCGAACCUGGGGAUCUCCUCUUGCGAACCCGCUGGGACGAGACGACGGAUUUGAUUCUCCGAAAAGUUGGUCCACAUGGGUGUAGCCGCAUGGAGGAGCCUUUGGCCACUGUCUCAGCACAGCAGAUGGCCGACCGUCUGUGGGAGCAAGUGCCACACCGGUGGGGGGACUAUGGUACCGGUACUUAGACAGACAGACAGACACUAUUGCAACUCAAUAGUUAUGUUGGGUCCUUCUUUUUCAAGGGAUGGUUCAAUGCCAGUCAUGUGCACUGAGAUCUUCUUGGUGGGGAUUCCUUUGACGAGUUUGAAGAAUCAAUCAUCUCUUCAUGAACAUCUUGUUUAUGAAUUUGAUUUGCCCUGCCACGCAGUCCCGAGAUUGUGUGAUGGAUCAUUCAUCUCCAAAAGCAUCUGAAGAGCAAAAAUCUCACCAGGUUGGAGAAUUGCUUUGGAUGUGAACCAGAGCCGACACAUGACUUUUUCCGCCUCAACCGAUACCACUGACGAGAGUCCUUCGGUUAUUAGUAGUGUCAAGUGUUUUGCACUUGUAAACUGACAGC
This is a messenger RNA of Seminavis robusta, 2051 nucleotides long. Lineage: Eukaryota; Bacillariophyta; Bacillariophyceae; Naviculales; Naviculaceae. The record is from the annotation of a GenBank genome assembly.